GAACGGAGGGAAAGUACAAAAUACGAAUUUGCCUUCCUGUAGGUCAAUACGUUACCUGCCACCUGUAGGGCAGUGAAGGCUGUUAGAGAUGGCCUUGUCUCAAUGUCUGGAAGACUCACCUCUGAGGUUUGGCUCCAAACCCACCGGGAGAGACGACCUGAACCUACCGGAGGUGUACAACGAGACACACCGGCUGGCUUUGGAGGAGUUGCUGUCAGGAGGAGUCGACAGUUUUCUAGACUUCCUCAGGAAAGAGUCGAUCCCCAACUUUCUGUCGGAGGAUGAGGUUCAGCGGAUCAGGAGCGCCGCCGUGGCCCCGCAGCGGUGCGCGUCCGUACUGGGAGAUGAGACGGCUCUGGAGCAGUCGCAGGACUGCUCCUCCGUCACCUAUUUCCCCGAGGUAUCGGACGUGGAGCCGCCGAUGCUGGAGAUGGGCUGGCCCGCAUUCACCGCUGGCUCAUACCGGGGAGUCACACGGGCAGUGGCUUACUUCCAGCCCAGCUACGGGGCGUGCAUCUACAGCUGCAAGGAGGCUGCGAGGCGCAUGAUUAAAAGUGCCAGAGAGGUGAUUGCCAUAGUUACAGACUCCCUGACAGACCUGGAUAUCUUUAAGGAUCUUCAGGAGGCAUGCUCCAAGCGCAAUGUCCCGGUCUACAUCCUGCUGGACCAAUCAGGUGCCCUCGCGUUCCUCAAGAUGUGCAAAAAUGUCGGCGUUCGCUUGGAUGACCUUCAGCAAAUGAGAGUGAGAACCAUAACUGGUACGACGUAUUACAUGAGAUCAGGAGCGCGGAUUACCGGGGAGGUUCAUGAGAGGUUCAUGUUGAUUGAUGGAACCAAAGUGGCUACAGGUUCCUACAGGUUCAACUGGAGCGAUGGCAAACUGAACAGCAGCAACCUGAUCGAGCUUUCGGGUCAGAUAACAGAGAAAUUUGACGAGGAGUUCCGCAUCCUCUACGCCCAGUCUCUACCUAUAAACACUCAGAGGCCUCCAAGUGUUCGUAACAGUGGCAUCUACGACCACCUCCUCAUCAAAAACCUAGUCACCUCCUCCCCUCACCUGGCCAGCACGCCCAGCCGUAAGCCCCAAACCUUAGAGGUGCAGCCGCCGUGUGAACCGUCAACUGCAGAGGAGGCUCUUAAAGUCACAGCGGGGUCCAACUCGUCAACCAUAGGUGAGGACUGGGAGGAGCAGGAGCGCGUACAGGAGGAGAUCCUGGCUGGUAACGCCGCUCUGCGCUUCCCUGUAGACAAGGUUGCAGAAAAAGAAGUCAUAACCCCCAGCACGGUGCGCUGCCACGUCUCCACUCAGACCAGUUGGUCAAUGGCGGACAGGGACUCCCAAACUGACCACCAGUGCACACAGCAACCUAAUCACAUCACAUCCGUCAUCACCACCACCCAGAACCAGAACCAGGUCACCUCUCCCUCCUCUGCUCAUCCCAAACAGACCUCUCCCGCCUCGGCAGCUCCAGACGACGCCCUGAAGGACUGCUUCAACAAGCUGACCAAAGAGCGCCAACACUACUACUCAAACAUCCGCCACAAACUGGAGGACAUGGUGACCUCCCUGUCCCAAAGGCGAGAGCUCACGGACAUCACCAACAUGACUCAGUGGUCCAGCAUUUACAGCAGGCAGAAGAUGCACCAAGACUGCGUGCCGGGACCGAACCCCAGCAUGCUUGUAGAAAAUGUGGGCACAGGCACGGGCACAUGGCCAAGAGCCAGAUGUGCGUACUAGUUUUGUUUCUGGCUUCAGGGAUUUCAAUGACAGAGGGUUUUAAGGGAGAAGCUGUUGCAAGGUUUCUUGUGGGUCUUCUGUUUCAAAUAAAUGCUUUUAACUCACGCAGUUGAAUUUCAGCUUUAUUCUAUUUGUAUUCUUUUCUGCAAUGCCCGCUUUUGUCCUUUUAUAGUUGCUGUGUUCUGUUGUUGAAACUGUUUUUGGUGUAAUGGCAACGCAUAAUUUUUUAAGUGACAUUAUCAUCUUGUAGUAAUCAAACACUGUGCAAUCUUUUUUUUUUUACUAUGUCAAGUUGAAUGAAUAUCAUUUACUGAGGGCGGUUAAGACUGGAUAAUAUCUACUGUAGUGUGAGUGAAAAUCCAUCAAAGUGUGUAUGCGUUUAAGGAAUGGCUGUUUUGGUUAUUUAAAUCAAAAAACUGACUGCUGUAACUACAUCUGAACAU
Messenger RNA from Scomber scombrus (Atlantic mackerel), 2181 nucleotides. RefSeq names its product family with sequence similarity 83 member D (gene sack1d). NCBI's taxonomy places the organism in Eukaryota, Metazoa, Chordata, Actinopteri, Scombriformes, Scombridae. Gene Ontology annotation, biological process: protein localization to mitotic spindle; regulation of ERK1 and ERK2 cascade; regulation of TOR signaling. The transcript is spliced from 4 exons. The record is from RefSeq and is a predicted model, not a curated record. Gene Ontology annotation, cellular component: mitotic spindle pole; cytosol. The coding region runs from base 89 to 1738 and encodes 549 amino acids.